UCACGCGAGUGUCACUCGAACGAGCACCACUGGAACGUCUAGCCGAGCUCAACAUGCAAAUCAGCGUGCGCUGCAGACGGAAGCAGGAGUAAAAAGAAAAAAGGCUCAGAUCCGAGAUGCUCGGAAGUCGUCGGCGAUUGGUCGGGGAAUCGCAAAGAGCGUCCUGAACAAAGACAGGACACACUUUAGAGCAAAAAUCGGCCGGCGUAAUGCAAGGCCGGCUCUAAUCGAAGGCUUUAUUUUACGCUGCAUUUUUGCCGGUGGCCACCCUAUUUAAGCCCAGGUGCCAACCGCUCGGGCUGACAGAUCAUGUUGAGCUCCGUAUUGGUGCAGCUGGCGGUGUGCUCGGCCGCGGCCUGGGCUUCGGCAGUCCUGCCGCCCCUGCCGGUCGACUUUUACCCGGUGGUGGAUGAUGCGUACCUGGCCACUCCGGAGGUGGCCCCGGUUGUUCCUCAGGUGGCACCAGUUCCCAUCGGAUACUCCGGAGAGCAAAAGUUCAAGGGAUACGAAGACGCUGGAGCGCGCGCCACCGACGGCCAAUUUUCCUCCGGAGGCCGCCAGUCCGGUUACCUCGACGAAGAGUCGCGCAAGGGCAGCAAAGGCCGCGAGUCUCAGGAGAACUACGACCAAAGUCAGCGAUCGCAACACAAGAAUCAGCAGGACCAGGGCUACUACGGCGACCUGUCUGGAUUCCGAAGUGGCUACGAGGACGGAAGGAAUUACCAGGGCGGACAGAAAUUUGGCCAGCAGGCCAGAAAUAGCCUCGGCCUGGGCAACAGGGGCGGCCACAAAAAGGGACACACCACCACCGGGUUCACCAAUUCGUACCACAAGGACGAGACGGGGAAGAAGUCUGAGUUCUAUGACAGCUCGGACGACGAGGGCGGAAGUUAUUUGUUCAGGGGUCAGGACCAAGCGUUUGACGGACAAGGUGCCAAUGCCUACCAGGGUGGAUACAACAAUAAUAUAUACAGGAACGACAAUCGAGGCAAGCAGGGUCACUACGGCAGCGGUCUGAACCUGGCCGACAACAAAGGUCACAGGAACGAUUACGGAAGACAAGAGUAUUACGAUCAGAACAGAAAUUACGGCCACAAAGCCGGUCAGCAAGAAGCAAAGCAGCUAGGUGGCGGCUACUAUGACAGAGGCGACAGGUACUCAUCCGGAGGUGGUAGCAGCGGCCACUCGACCGGAGGCGGCACUCCCGGUUUCUAUGGAGGGGCGACGGCCUCUGGCACCCUUGGCUAUCACAGAGGUCACAGUGCAGCACCCUAUCCAUACUAUUGAACAAAAGGUUGUUUCUAGAGACGCCCAACGCGCAAAAGUGUGCCGCGCCGACUGGCCAAUGUCACGCAUUGGAAAAAUUUGCACUUGACACACACGCAGCAGUACUGAGAAAUUACGACGUGCACACCCUGUAAUUUAUACGUCCAAUCAAAUAAAUCUGGCUCGCCGCUUGUUGCGAGUGAAAAAUUUAU
This is a messenger RNA of Neocloeon triangulifer, 1478 nucleotides long. Its product is annotated as keratin, type I cytoskeletal 9-like. The coding region runs from base 310 to 1287 and encodes 325 amino acids. The transcript has 3 exons. NCBI's taxonomy places the organism in Eukaryota, Metazoa, Arthropoda, Insecta, Ephemeroptera, Baetidae. The record is from RefSeq and is a predicted model, not a curated record.